AUGGCUGACUUUUCCAUAGCCUCUACCGAGUUUUCGAUUAGCUACGCUCGGUCCUUGAAUACUCGCGAAGCCCUCCCCUUUCUUCUCAAGCAAUACCAUGAAUGCCGUGCCCAUCAUGCACAAUGUACUACCCCGGAGUUGACAGAACUGGAUCAGUGCCCAUCGAGGCUCCUCGACGUUGGUCACGAGGGUAGCCCGAUCAUACUUCGUAACACGAAACUAUCCAAUAACAAGGAAUAUGUUUGCCUCUCCCACUGCUGGGGCCAUUCGAAGCCAUACACACUGAACUCGACAACAAAACAAGACUUGGAAAAGGGAAUUGAUGCAGAAAAGCUGCCGAAGACGUUCCAGGACGCCAUUCACGUGACUCGUUGUCUCUGUAUCCGGUACUUAUGGAUUGACUCGCUUUGUAUCAUUCAAGACAGCCAGACGGAUUGGGCAACUGAAUCUGGUCGUAUGGGCAAUAUUUAUGCACGCGCAUCAUGCACCAUUGCAGCAACCGCUUCGAGUGAUAGUGAUGGGGGACUCUUUUUUGAUAGGCAUCCGCAAAAGUCAUCACCAAUCCUUUUGAACAUUAGUUUCGAUCCCGAUACGCCAUGGCUCAGGUAUGAACAUGAAGUAUUCCAUCUGAUGGGCACCUAUCUUUGCGACUUAAAAAACAUAACCGCAGACUGUAUCGAACGGGCGCCGCUAAAUUCAAGAGCCUGGGUCAGCCAAGAGAGGCAGCUUUCUUGCCGAACUAUGCACUUUAGCAAUAGGCAGCUUUUUUGGGAAUGCCACGGAAACGAAACUUGUGAAACAUAUCCAAAUGGUAUUCCGGAAGGAGCACGACCAGGUGAGGGUGAUCAUGCCACCAUGUUAAAAAGACGUCUUCAUGAGUUCCAACAACAACAACGACAAAAGGGAGAAGCAUAUUCAAAUAGUAGCGAAUUGACACAGCGCCUGGGGUCAGGCUUGAAUGAUAGUCUUUACCGGGCUUGGUGUUCCUUCAGAAUAAAUUACUCCAGAAGCGCACUUACUCUGGACAGCGACAAGCUGGUAGCACUUCGCGGGAUAGCGAAACAAAUUGAAGAUGCCACAGGAGACGAACUUCUCGCGGGGCUCUGGAGAAGUCGGAUAAUCGAAGAACUAUGUUGGUUCAAAAACUUACAUAGCAACGAAACUCCUUCCGUCGAGCCUACAGAAUGGAGGGCUCCCACUUGGAGUUGGGCU
Messenger RNA from Bipolaris oryzae ATCC 44560, 1212 nucleotides. RefSeq lists its product as uncharacterized. Lineage: Eukaryota; Fungi; Ascomycota; Dothideomycetes; Pleosporales; Pleosporaceae. The record is from RefSeq and is a predicted model, not a curated record. The annotation marks the transcript as partial. The transcript is spliced from 2 exons.